Molecule: messenger RNA, 967 nt
Organism: Acyrthosiphon pisum (pea aphid)
Lineage: Eukaryota; Metazoa; Arthropoda; Insecta; Hemiptera; Aphididae
Product: KRAB-A domain-containing protein 2-like
Exons: 1
Biological process (GO): DNA integration
Molecular function (GO): nucleic acid binding
Source: RefSeq, a predicted model, not a curated record
AUGUUUGACAUUUUAAACAGUGUUCAUAAGUCAAUUGGACACGGAGGAAGGGACUGUAUGUUAUUUGAACUUAAUAAAAAAUAUAAAAAUAUUACCCAAGCUGAUGUGAAGUUGUAUUUAGAUUUGUGUAUUCUAUGUCAAGAGAAAAAAAAAUCACAAAAAAAAGAUAUUGUAGUCAAACCAAUGGUUUUUAACGAUUUUAAUAGUCAGUGUCAAAUUGAUCUUAUAGAUUUUCAAUCACAACCUGAUAGAGAUUUUAAAUUUAUAUGUGUCUAUCAAUAUCAUUUAACAAAAUUUUGUAUUUUAAAACCCUUAACAUCAAAACGAGCAGAACAAGUCGCAUGUGUGUUAUUAGAUAUUUUUUGUUUAUUUGGUGCGCCCGCUUCUCUUCAAUCUGACAAUGGUAGGGAAUUUUGUAAUGAACUAAUUAAUUCAUUGCGUGAGACGUGUCCUGAUUUAAAUAUCGUUCACGGGAAACCAUGGCAUAGUCAGUCGCAGGGCAGUGUUGAACGAGCCAAUCAAGAUAUUGAAAAUAUAUUGACAACUUGGAUGCAAGAUAAUAACACUAAUAAAUGGAGUGAAGGACUCAGCUUCGUUCAAUUUAUGAAAAAUAGCGCCUAUCAUUCUGGAAUUAAACAAAGCCCAUACAAUGCGAUGUUUGGAACUGACCCUAAAACUGGCCUAACGUCAAGUAUAUUGCCACACACUAUACUACAAGAAAUACCAUCAAUCGAAAAUAGAAAACGCAAACAAACAGAAGAACGACAAAAUGCAAGAGACAACUUAGAAAUACAAGCGAAAAAAAUGAAGAAUUUAUCAAAUGCUAAAUUUCCAGAAGCAAAAGAAGGUUCAACAGUUCAACUUAAAAUUCCUAAUAUUGAUAGAGGGAGGGGAGAUCCUCGAUCGGUAAUUGCUGUGGUUCUCAAAAUUACUGAAGACGGGUUCUAUCAACUUGGAUGUAAAAGUG